CCACCCCCGAGGAGUGACUACUAUCAUUGACUUGAUUUGCUUCACAAAGAAGGUAUCAAGUCCCUGUUGACUUCUUCUCUAACUUCCUACGAACUGACAAAAGAUCUUCCAGCCUCCUCCAUAAGCCUCCUAAGCCUCAGCUUGUAUAUGAUUUGAGUCAGAGCAUCACUUUUAACCAGUCGCUGCUAUGUCUUCCCAAAACCAGGAACCCCAAUUCAUAUAUGAUGCUUACAUUAGUUUCGGACUGCAGCUCCUUCAUCCUUUUAUUUCAGGUCUCUAUGAUGCACUCAAAAGUGUUGGACUGCAUGUUUUAGCAGACCGCACCGAGCCCAAGACUAAUAUAUCUGACGCAAUCGAACGAUGCAGAGUUUCUAUCAUAGUUUUCACAAUAGCUUAUGCUGAAUCAACCUUGUACUUGCAAGAACUCGUGAAAAUAAUGGAGUGUCAUCGGAGGAAAGUUCAGAAGGUUGUGCCCGUGUUCUAUUGCUUGGAUCCCUCCGAAGUAUGCAAUCUGAGCGGUCAUUUUGGGGAGAUUUUGUCGCGAACUCUGCAAGGAAUCUCAAGGGAUGAAAACAGGAUGUUGAGUUAUGGGACCGCCCUUCGACAAGCUGCUUCCAUUUUACCCAGGUUUCUUCCAGAUAUCUGGAAUAACAGAAAAGUUAUGAGCGAUAUAGUUGGACAUGUUACAUCCUUGAUAGAUUCAGCGAAAUUAUUCAUUGCGAAGCAUCCGGUGGGAGUAGACUCUCGUGUGCAAGAUUUGAUUCAACUCUUAAACAAUCAGAAAGCAGAUGGUGUCCUCAUAAUAGCAAUAUGGGGAAUGGCGGGAAUAGGUAAAACUACAAUUGCCAAAGCCCUCUACAAUCAAAUUAGCCACAAUUUCGAGGCGAGGACAUUUGUCCCAGACAUCCAGGAUAGCAUGGCGGAUUAUACAAGGAGGCGGCUUCAUUUCAUUUUGAGAGACCCAUAUGAAACACAAGCGCAUAACUUUGACUCAACAAGAAAGUUAUGGUGGGAAGGACUUCGUUGCUUAAAGGUACUUCUUAUAGUUGAUAAUGUGAGAAGUGACCUAGAGCUGGGGUUUUUGGCAGUAACUCGUGAAAGUUUUGGUCCAGGGAGUAUAAUAAUCAUCACGACAAGAGCUAAACACGAUCGACUUCAUGAGAUUGGAGUUAAUCAUAUAUAUAGAGUGAAAGAAAUGGACUACAACGAAUGUGUUGAGCUUUUUAGUUGGAGCGCAUUCAACAAAGCCACUCCUGAAAGAAGUUUUUCUGGUCUUAUUAAUUAUGCAAUUGAAUAUUCUGAUGGACUGCCACUGGCUCUUGUGUGUGUUGGCUCUGCUGUAUCUGAAAAAAGUAUACAAGAGUGGGAGAAUGUAUUGGACAGCUUCAAAAGAUUCCCCUUUCAAGAUGUAUGGCAGGUUUUAAAAGAAAACAUAUUUUCUGUUGGAUCUGAUGAUUUAUAG
Arachis ipaensis is the source of this 1462-nucleotide messenger RNA. Lineage: Eukaryota; Viridiplantae; Streptophyta; Magnoliopsida; Fabales; Fabaceae. The record is from RefSeq and is a predicted model, not a curated record.